AUCUUUGAGGAGCGCUGCUUUGCCCCCAUUGAAGAAGAAGUGAGGAGGAAGCAGCCGACGCGCAGUGCCUUUGCAGCAUCCCAGUCUUGUACAGAGAGAGGCGGGUUUCGCUCAGCUGCUGGUAUACGCAGAUAUUUCCUCCAAUACUGACUGCGGGGCACCGACACCAGGCGCAGCCCUCCCCGGAUUCCCACUAGGAUCUUCUCUUCCCUGUUGGAGACCUUCUCCACCCCCCACAUCCAGCAGCCAUGGCAGAUGACGCGGACAUGCGCAAUGAGCUGUCAGACAUGCAGCAGCGCGCCGACCAGCUGGCCGAUGAGUCACUGGAGAGUACUCGUCGUAUGCUGCAGCUGGUGGAAGAGAGCAAAGAUGCCGGCAUCAGGACUCUGGUCAUGCUGGACGAGCAGGGAGAGCAACUGGAGCGCAUCGAGGAGGGAAUGGACCAAAUCAAUAAGGACAUGAAGGAUGCAGAAAAGAAUUUGAACGAUCUAGGGAAAUUCUGUGGUCUUUGCUCCUGUCCAUGUAACAAGAUGAAGAGCGGAGCCAGCAAGGCCUGGGGGAACAACCAGGACGGGGUGGUGGCCAGCCAGCCCGCCCGUGUGGUGGAUGAGCGCGAACAGAUGGCCAUCAGCGGAGGCUUCAUCCGCAGGGUAACAGACGAUGCCCGGGAAAAUGAGAUGGACGAGAACCUGGAGCAGGUGGGCGGCAUCAUCGGUAACCUGCGCCACAUGGCCCUGGACAUGGGCAACGAGAUCGACACCCAGAACCGCCAGAUCGACAGGAUCAUGGAGAAGGCUGACUCCAACAAGACCAGGAUUGACGAGGCCAACCAGCGCGCCACAAAGAUGCUGGGCAGUGGCUAAGCGCCCUGCGCCCGGAGCGUGAUCGUGGCUGGCGUCCCGCGCCACACAUCGACAGGCGCUGACAUGCUUUCAUCAUGGUAUUGACCUUCUAGGUUUGCACACAUGCACAUAUCACCUCCCCUCCCCAUUGUAAAUGUUGUUCUGUGUGUUGUCUGUCCAGCUUUUUCAAGAUGAUUGUCCUCG
Salarias fasciatus (jewelled blenny) is the source of this 1046-nucleotide messenger RNA. RefSeq names its product synaptosome associated protein 25a (gene snap25a). Gene Ontology annotation, molecular function: voltage-gated potassium channel activity; syntaxin-1 binding; SNAP receptor activity. The record is from RefSeq and is a predicted model, not a curated record. Bases 249 to 863 code for a protein of 204 amino acids. The transcript has 8 exons. Gene Ontology annotation, biological process: synaptic vesicle priming; exocytosis; synaptic vesicle fusion to presynaptic active zone membrane. NCBI's taxonomy places the organism in Eukaryota, Metazoa, Chordata, Actinopteri, Blenniiformes, Blenniidae. Gene Ontology annotation, cellular component: plasma membrane; synaptobrevin 2-SNAP-25-syntaxin-1a-complexin I complex.